AUGGCUUCUGUACUAAACAAUUCGCGUUCUGAUACGCUUUUUCUUGGUGGCGAAAAGGUUAGUGGUGACGACAUUAGAAACCAAAAUGUUUUGGCUGCGCUUGCGGUAGCGAACGUCGUCAAAUCAUCUUUAGGUCCAGUAGGAUUGGAUAAGAUGCUUGUUGAUGAUAUUGGUGAUUUCACUGUGACCAACGACGGUGCGACAAUUCUAUCUCUGUUGGACGUACAACAUCCAGCGGGCAAAAUUUUGGUAGAGUUAGCUCAACAACAAGAUCGGGAAAUUGGGGAUGGGACAACAAGCGUGGUUAUCAUCGCAUCCGAAUUAUUGAAGAGGGCCAAUUCUCUAGUGAAGAACAAGAUUCAUCCUACCACAAUCAUUACUGGCUUUCGCGUAGCCCUUAGAGAGGCUGUCAGAUAUAUUGAAGAGGUUUUAUCGAUGAGCGUAGAAUCACUGGGCAAAGAAUCCAUGGUGAACAUUGCCAAGACCAGUAUGUCUUCUAAGAUCAUUGGGUCCGAUUCUGAUUUUUUUGGCAACAUGGUCGUGGAUGCUCUACUAGCCGUGAAAACUCAGAACUCCAAAGGUGAGGUCAAAUACCCAGUAAAGGCCGUUAAUAUUCUCAAAGCUCACGGGAAAUCUGCCCGUGAGUCCGUACUUGUGCAAGGCUACGCCCUUAACUGUACCGUUGCGUCACAAGCUAUGCCCAAGCGUUUAGACGGGGGCAACGUCAAGAUUGCAUGUCUUGACUUAAAUUUGCAGAAGGCUAGAAUGGCAAUGGGCGUACAGAUCAACAUCACCGACCCUGACCAGUUGGAGGAAAUUCGCAAGCGCGAAGCCGGGAUUGUUUUGGAAAAGGUCAGGAAAAUCAUCGCCGCGGGUGCCAAUGUUGUACUAACUACCAAAGGUAUUGAUGACCUCUGUCUGAAAGAAUUUGUUGAAGCUAAGGUUAUGGCUGUGAGACGUUGUAAGAAGGAGGAUCUAAGAAGAAUUGCCAGAGCCACUGGUGCAACCCUAAUCAGCUCAAUGUCCAACUUGGAGGGUGAAGAGACUUUUGAAGCCGCCUCUUUGGGCAGCUGUCAGGAGGUUGUUCAAACUAAGUUUUCAGACGACGAGUGCAUCCUUGUCAAGGGAACUGCUAAACACUCUUCUUCAUCCAUCGUAUUGCGCGGUGCCAACGAUUAUUCACUGGACGAAAUGGAGCGUUCCAUUCAUGAUUCCUUGUGCGUUGUAAAAAGAACCCUAGAGAGUGGCAACGUGGUGCCAGGUGGUGGCUCUGUAGAGACCGCCCUGAACAUCUAUUUAGAAAACUUCGCUACCACCGUUGGGUCUCGCGAGCAGCUAGCAAUCGCCGAGUUUGCGGGCGCUCUCCUCGUGAUACCGAAGACUUUGGCUGUGAACGCCGCAAAGGAUUCCAGUGAUCUCAUCGCCAAACUGAGGACAUACCAUGCUGCUAGUCAACAGGCUCAACUCAACGACUCAAAGAGAAAAAACUAUCGCAACUAUGGUCUAGAUUUGAUUCGCGGAAAGGUUGUCGAUGAAGUCCACUCGGGCGUUUUGGAGCCAACCAUCAGUAAAAUUAAGUCUUUGAAAUCUGCUCUAGAGGCCUGCAUCGCCAUUCUCAGAAUUGACACCAUGAUUACUGUGGAUCCGGAACCACCUAAGGAGGAUCCUCAUGAUCAAUGUUAA
Molecule: messenger RNA, 1683 nt
Organism: Lachancea dasiensis
Lineage: Eukaryota; Fungi; Ascomycota; Saccharomycetes; Saccharomycetales; Saccharomycetaceae
Source: the annotation of a GenBank genome assembly